AUGAUGCAAAUGCUGCUGCCUCAAGCGCUGCAGCAGCAGCUGCUGCGGCGCUUCGCUCACAACCACCACCAGCAGCACGAGCAGCACGAGCAGCAGCAACAGCAGCAGCAGUACUGGGAAGUACUCGAGGAAUACGACGUGCAGGAUUGGGAAGAGAAGGGGCAGCAGCAGCAGCAGCAGCAGCAGGGCGACGAGGAGGAGGAGGAGCAGCAGCAGCAGCAGCAACAGGAAGAUGAUGAAGAGGAGCAGCAGCAGGAGGAGGAGGAGCAGCAGCAGCAGCAAGGAGAAGAAUUAGCAUGCGAAGGGAAGAAGGGCUCUGGAUCUCAGACACGAGACGCUGCGGCUGUUACUGUUGUUGCUGCAGCAGCAGCAGCAGCUGCUGCUGCUGCUGCUUUUGCUGUAACUGCUGCUGCUGCUACAGGCGUAAUUUAG
Eimeria acervulina is the source of this 432-nucleotide messenger RNA. RefSeq lists its product as hypothetical. The record is from RefSeq and is a predicted model, not a curated record. Bases 1 to 432 code for a protein of 143 amino acids. NCBI's taxonomy places the organism in Eukaryota, Apicomplexa, Conoidasida, Eucoccidiorida, Eimeriidae. The transcript has a single exon.